Labeo rohita (rohu) is the source of this 5629-nucleotide messenger RNA. RefSeq names its product DEAD (Asp-Glu-Ala-Asp) box helicase 6 (gene ddx6). The record is from RefSeq and is a predicted model, not a curated record. Gene Ontology annotation, biological process: cytoplasmic stress granule assembly; P-body assembly. The transcript has 14 exons. Lineage: Eukaryota; Metazoa; Chordata; Actinopteri; Cypriniformes; Cyprinidae. Gene Ontology annotation, molecular function: mRNA binding; RNA helicase activity; ATP binding. Gene Ontology annotation, cellular component: P-body; cytoplasmic stress granule. The coding region runs from base 1261 to 2715 and encodes 484 amino acids.
GCAAAAGGUUACAUUUAUGUUGCACGUGGUGCGAUUUUAAAUCCGUUUUGUGGCUUCUUUGUAGCCAAGUGUUUACAUACUUGUCUGUGGUGUCUUUUUAAAAUGUUCGGCUCAGUUAAUGUUACAGCAUUCGGAGAAUUGCUUUAGUAUGAUGUAAAUGUUAUAUAUCUAAUGUAUUAUUGUUUAUAAAAUAAGUGUUUAGUCAUUUAGAGCGUUAAUUGUAAAUCUUUGAGUUUGUUCAUUCGCGUGCGGCCUGCGUGUGGACGCAGAAGCUAACAAGCUCGAGCACAGAGCUAAUAUUUUUCUCUCACGCAGCUCAAAUAUUUAAUUUUACAGGUAACAGAAGCAACAUUAAAACGACAUUAUUAUAGCUGUAUUUUCUAACUGUUUAAACAACAUCCUACUGUUAAAACCUGACUGAUAUAAAACCACCAGCGGUAGCUGCGUAGCUAAACAUUAGCAUUAGCUGCGUGACAGCGAGCUUGACGUUGUGUGGACGCAAGACGGUUAAAAUAUAACAGGGUUAACUAAAUAACAACGGCGUUACAUUGAGAUAUUUUGGUUUACCGUGUUCGGUAUGUGAGUUUCGUGAACUAUGGACUUUCGGUUCACUUAAGCUAACUAAAGUGCGUUUACGUUGUCUCUAAUUUUAACCAGAUACCACAGCUGUUUAGCCAAAGUGCCGCUGCACCUGUUUUACAAGCACAACAUCAGUGAAGUCAUCUUAUUAAUGCAUUUGAAAUCUGUAAAUACCUGCGUGUGAGUUAAUAUGGGGCCUAUCGUGUUGACUUUGUGCCAGCUGCUGCUGCUGCCAUCAUUACUGUGGUCAGUUUUUACAUUUAAUAAGGUGGAAAACCUUUGAAAUCGUUUAUGUUGACUAAUUGGAGAGAAAGGAAUGGACAGAAUAAUAGAAAAGACUAACACUGGCUUCCUGCUCCCUGGUCUGUGAAACUUUCCUUGUGCAGAGGAGGGAUUCACUCAUUUAUGGAAGGAUAAUUGAAGCUAAUCUUCCUGCUUAUAAUAUCUGUGACCUGUUGCUUGAGUGACAUUGACACUGAGAUGUUCCACAAGAGACUUGCAUAUUGAGGAACAAGGAACUGGUGAAAAAUAUCGCUUUAACUUUUUUUUCGUGCGCUUUGGACACUGAGAAAGCUGUGGGAAGGACAACUUGCAAAUUGUUUUGCAAGCCCAUUAAAAUAAAGUAUUAUCUCCACUGUUGUUUAUUGUCACUCACUGUUUGGAAGAGAGAAUAUUUAAGUCAUGAGUACAGCCAGAAUGGAGAAUCCAGUGAUUCUGGGACUGUCGAAUCAAAAUGGCCAAAUGCGAGGCUCGGUGAAGCCAGCGGGUGGUCCUGGAGGAGGUGGAGGUGGGUCCCAAACAACGCAGCCAGCCCAGGUCAAACCCUCCAGCACAGUCAACAAUGGCAACUCCCAGCCUGCACCAACAGCCAACACUAUUAUCAAGCCUGGGGAUGACUGGAAGAAGAAUCUAAAGCUUCCUCCAAAGGAUUUGCGCAUGAAAACUUCAGACGUGACGGCGACCAAGGGAAACGAGUUUGAGGAUUACUGCCUGAAACGGGAGCUGCUUAUGGGCAUCUUUGAAAUGGGCUGGGAGAAACCGUCACCUAUACAGGAGGAGAGCAUUCCCAUUGCGUUGUCUGGGAGGGACAUUCUGGCCAGAGCCAAGAACGGCACAGGAAAAAGUGGCGCCUACCUCAUUCCCUUACUUGAACGCAUUGACCUGAAGAAAGACAGCAUACAAGCGUUGGUUAUUGUGCCCACUAGAGAACUGGCUCUACAAGUGAGCCAGAUAUGUAUCCAGGUCAGCAAACACAUGGGCGGGGUUAAGGUCAUGGCAACUACAGGUGGAACCAAUCUCCGUGAUGACAUCUUGAGACUUGACGAAACAGUGCAUGUUGUCAUUGCCACUCCAGGAAGAAUUUUAGACCUCAUCAAAAAGGGAGUGGCCAAAGUCAAUCAAGUACAGAUGAUCGUGUUGGAUGAGGCAGAUAAGCUCCUGUCACAGGACUUUGUACAGAUGAUGGAGGAGAUUCUGAGCUCUUUGCCCAAACAAAGGCAAAUUUUGCUGUACUCUGCCACCUUCCCACUGAGUGUGCAGAAGUUCAUGAACACCCAUCUGCAAAAGCCCUAUGAGAUAAACCUGAUGGAGGAGCUGACCCUGAAGGGUGUUACUCAGUAUUACGCCUAUGUCACUGAAAGGCAGAAAGUCCAUUGCCUUAAUACUCUGUUCUCCAGGCUCCAGAUCAAUCAGUCUAUAAUCUUCUGCAAUUCAUCACAGCGAGUGGAGCUCCUGGCAAAGAAGAUCUCUCAGCUUGGAUACUCCUGUUUCUACAUUCACGCCAAGAUGAGACAGGAACACAGAAACCGCGUGUUCCAUGAUUUCAGAAAUGGCUUAUGUCGAAAUCUUGUCUGCACUGAUCUCUUCACAAGAGGAAUUGAUAUACAAGCUGUGAAUGUGGUGAUCAACUUUGAUUUCCCCAAACUUGGGGAGACGUACCUCCAUCGCAUUGGCAGAUCUGGCCGAUUUGGACACUUGGGUCUCGCCAUUAACUUGAUCACCUAUGAUGACCGCUUUAACCUGAAAGGUAUUGAAGAACAGCUGGGUACUGAAAUCAAGCCUAUUCCCAGCAGUAUUGACAAGAGUCUAUAUGUGGCCGAGUACCACAGUGAGAGCGGAGAGGAGGUUAAACUGUGAGCAGGAGAGAUCACCAAUCUUUAGUCCUCUAUCCCCACCUUUUUUCCUUCCCUACUGUGUCUAGGGAAUAGGGGACUUUUUUUUUUUUUUUUUUUUUCCUCUUUAAACUAUAUCUUCCGUCUGUCUUCCUCUUCCCCCACUUUUUUUUUUUUGCUUUCUUUUUUGGUGCCACCACAAGGAAUGUGAUGUUGCGACGGCCCAAUAAUCGGGAAGGACUCAUGGCCUAAUAAAGGACUGCUGCAUUGAUAUUUUCAUCCUGAAGACUUCAGAUUUCUUGAGGAGGGAAAGAGGGGACAUGAGGAUGUAUCACCCAAGAAAAAAACGACUACUCAUCGCCUGCAAGCACAUUCUCACCCCACUCUCUGUUCCUCUGCUCAUCUUCAUGUUUCUAGUCAUUUGAAACAAGUGCCUUAACAAGCAGUCUAACUUGUUCAAAAAGUAAUAACCUGAUUUUUUUUUUUUUUUUUUUUUUUUUUUUCCCUCAUGACUCUUCAUUUUAAGACAUGGUGUUUUUCUCUGGCUUUUGGUAUUGCUUGUCUGCCCCCUCCUGUUUGACAUCAGAAGAAUAGUUUUGCAUUUGCUACCUGUAGAUUUUUCGGGGCAACGAAGAACAGGAUUUCACAGCGGGAGAGAGGAUGGGGUGGCAUGUGUGAUUUGUGCAGUCUCUGACAUAUUUGACUAUGGUGUGAAGAGAAGCCCCCUGGAGAACUGAGAUGAUAUCAGUGGGCAUAAUGACAAUAAUAGGGGCUAAUGUUCCUGUGGCAAGCUUUCAGAAAUCCCACAAGGCUCCCAAUGGCUUUUUUCCUUCAUCCGCUCAUGGAACAUGCCAUGCCUCUAGAGACCCGUAUCUCUUUCCCCCUCUGUCUUCAGUGGGCCAACACUAAGAGACUUGACCAGACUCAGACCAGCCUUUCUCCUUGGCCAUGAGGACUCCCGCUUCGAGACGAAUGUGGACUUCUUUGUCUUUUUUUGUUUCUUUUUUUUCCCCCUUCCCUUUCCUCCUGAUUUGUGCAAUUUUGCAUUCUUAUUGGGUGGGCACUCUGUCCUAAAUGUGCCAUUUAUACAGAUCUGGCACAUUGUAAACAUUUUGUAAAUACUUCAUUUACUUUUUUUUUUUUUUAAAUUGGAUUGUUUUAAAACGAGCUAAAAAGGCUGGAUGACCAUUUGAGAAGAAUGUUGGAAAGAUCUUUUUAAAAAAAAAAAAAAAUCAGGAUUCUGUCAGCACUGGGUGGCACUAUUUAGCUUAUGCCCCCCCCCCCUUUUUUUCCCCUUUGGGAAAUGAGUUUAGCAGAGUUUACCAGUUUUGUUAUAACAAAAAAUUGGGCUUGUUUUAAAUCCAAAAAUACCUUGUUUAAAGUUGUGUGUGCAAGCUUCUAAGCAUUUCAGUAGGUGUUCAGUAGCACUUGUUCACUCUAAAUUAUUAACUCUCAUCCUUUACCCAGUGUUGACAAAAGUUCCUGACAUGGGUUACUCAAAUAAAUGGCCUCAUUUAAGGGUUGUGAAAACAUGAGGCUUAUUUGCGUUCCAGCCUUUAGCUUGUAACACUGACUUAUGAGGCACUCAGCAGGGUCCCCUAGCCUGGGCGACUCUAAACAUGGAGGUAAUUUAAUAUUUUCAUCAUGUAAUAGUGCUACUCGCUGCAGUGCAGCUCGAAUUGGCAACGUGCAAAAAUGUUGAAUUUAUAAGCGAGAUGUGUAGCUGUUACAUGGGUCUGUGUUCUCUAGGACAUGACUUUAAACAGACCGUUUGGGGUGGGAGGAUUGAAAGAGUUGGAUGUUCACAUUGGAAAAAGGAAAAAUGGACAAAAAAAACACAACUGGAUGCCAAGACUUCUAAACGAUGGACUGACAUAAUGUAGCGGCAGAGACAUGCAGUGCAUCGUGAGUCAGCAGGCUUUUUUGUAACAAGACCAUGUUCUUGAGAUGCUGCACAGACUUAACAGAAGAAUCUAAACCUUUGCAGUGUGGGCUGCACUUAAGUUUGAACUUUAGUUCAAGGGUUGGGCAAUAAUACGGGCUGCACAUGUUCUUGGGAGCACUUCCUCGGUUAGGGCAGAGGUGUAUAGACCGAAGGGGAGAUUUUUGUUUUUUGUUUUUUUUUUUUUUGUUUUUUUUGUUUUGAGGAAGUAUUGUGGUCGGGAUAAGGGUAUUUAACGUGGGAUGGGUAUCUGGGAAAUUCAUGGGUGCUGAUAACCAAAUGAUUUCAUUUUCUUUUGCAGCAGAAUAUUUAUCCCCCUCCAAACACUAAUAGCCUUUUUUUUUUUUUUUUUUUUUUUUUUUUUUUUUUCUCCUUGUUUCUGGGGAUUGACAGGGGCUUGCUUGAGACACUUUAGCCCUUCUGCUGCUUUUUGAAUAAGUUAUGCAUUUUGACCCAUGAUGUUUUGAGGGUUGCCUCUUUAUGGGGUGGGUUGGAGGUUGGGAGGGAUACAGUUUUGCCUUUUGUGAUUAUUGGCACAGAAUUUACUUAAUUUUACGUUGGAGUUUAAUAUCAACAACGUCCCCGUUAGAAGGUCAAAACAGGUGAGAUGUUUUUUUUUUUUAAAUGGAUUGGCUUUGUCUACUGUGGCAUGUUGCUGUUACUUUUCCCUGAUACAAUUCAAAUUAGUUCUGUGUGAUUACCAAAUUAUGAGCAAAAAUUAUUUAUCCCAUAUUGUAGAACAUGCAACCUUUUCCCAGUGACAUUUGCUGAAUCCAAGCUUGUAUUCUCUUCUCUAUAGCGCAUAUCCCUUGGUGUGCACAUCACCAGUCUAAUCUGUUUUGGUUUGUUGUAGGGAUUUUAAACAUCUACCCAUAGAGAGGAGUAUAUGAGUUACUGGGCUUUUUGGCAGCAGCCCGGUGUUUUUCAGUAACCACUUGCCGUGAAAAUCACGGUUCGUUCCUGAGAUGCUGUAAAGCAGCAUGUGAUUGGAUGUGCU